AUGCCAUCUCAAGGCACACGCCAUGAGUCUGAUUCUGAAGAGCUCGAAGACGACGAUUUAGACUUUUCUGGCACUGGAGAAAAGUUUGGGUCGUUAGUGACUGAUUCCUAUGGAAAGCUGAGGUUCGUAGGAGGGGCUACAAAUGCGGUCCUUAUCGAAGCUAUACAAAGCCUUUCACCUGGUCAGUCCACGGGAACAAACUCGCCAGGUACACUUAGUGUCAGUCGAGGUACUACUGGAGAGAGAAUAACUCGGCCACUGGAGGUACCCCUUUUCGUCCAGGGUCAACGAUGGCCUGAACUACCUCAUCUGCCCAAAGCCGAGCAACUGAAUCGCCCUCCGCAAUACAUAUCUGACCUCCUGGUUAAUUUGUAUUUUGACCAACUUCACUACACAUUGCCUGUUUUGCAUAAAAAGCACUUCUUGACUCGUUAUAGGCAGAUGAACUCUCCACGGUCAGCUGAACCCCCCGACCGAAAGUUUUUGUCCGUCUUCUUCGCUGUCUGUGCCUGCGCUUCAAGUCUGCUUCCUUCUAAUGGGAAGUCCUCAAGGUUCGCAGGGCUCGAUUACUAUGAAAAAGCUCUCCUGCUGCAUUAUGCAUCUACUGGUGAUGUCUCGCCCGAGGCCGUACAGUGCUUAGCAUUGCUUGCAAUGUGCUGCGCUGGUUGGAACACGCUCACACAAAGCUGGAAUUACGCGGGGAGAGCAGUCCGUGCUGCUCAAGACCUAGGUAUGCAUCUGAGUAGUCUAAGCUCAAUGGGUGCAAACAUGGACCUUAGCCCAGCGGCCAUAAUUAGACAGCAGCUAUCGAGGCGCAUAUGGUGGAGUGUUUACUGCCUUGAUCGUGUUAUUUCGAUAUGCCUUGGCAGGCCAAUGGCAGCACAGGAUGCUGACUGCCAUUGCGAGCUGCCAAUGGAUAUCAGUGACGAUGAUCUCGAUACAUGGUGCAGGGAUCCAGGGCAUCCGCCACAAAACCCGCAAGCAUCGACACUGAUGACAGGUUUCCUGGCUUUUGCCCGAUUAUGUCGCAUUGGAGGCAAAAUACAACAAUUGUAUUCGCCUUUGAGAAUCAGGGAGCUUUCCGACCCUACGAAAGCCAAGCGUUAUCUGCGCACUAUCGGAGCUCUUGACAAAAAGCUGAAUGAAUGGCUCGCUAGUUUACCAGAUGAUAUACGCUUCAGCGCAAAUGAUAUGGAUAGAGGUCCGAACUUGACGAUGUGUGUCAUCAUGUUCAUCGUUCAUGCCGGAUCUCUCCUCAAUCUUUACAGAUCACUCAUGGGAAAUGUCAACCAAUCGCUGCCGGGACUUAGUACGGUCGACGCGGUGUCACACUGUAUCAGCGCAGCAAAAAGUUGCAUCAACGCAGCUGAGCUCGUUAGGGAACUUGUGCCACCCUCACACCAUCUAGCCUUCUGCGUGCAUUACCUAACACUAUCGGGCUUGGUACUACUUCAAAUGCCCGGACAACCAAGAGACCAAAACAUUGCCGAUGUGAAAAAGUGCGUCACGUUUCUGAAAGACCUCGAGAUGACAUGGAAUGGCGCUGCAAAAAGCCGCGCCAUCAUCGAACAACUCAUGGGUGAACCAUCGGCCGGGCCUGGCUUGGGCCACAAGAAAACAUUGGCAGUCUUUGAAACAAUGGAACCUUUUGCGUGGGAUCAAGCACCAGGCUCUGAGCUAUUCAACUAUGAUGUACCAGGGGCUGAUCUACUUAAUGCCUGGCUGCCAUAG
Molecule: messenger RNA, 1731 nt
Organism: Truncatella angustata
Lineage: Eukaryota; Fungi; Ascomycota; Sordariomycetes; Amphisphaeriales; Sporocadaceae
Product: fungal-specific transcription factor domain-containing protein
Exons: 6
Coding region: 1-1731 (576 amino acids)
Biological process (GO): DNA-templated transcription
Molecular function (GO): DNA binding; zinc ion binding
Source: RefSeq, a predicted model, not a curated record